AUCGAUUUGUCGUCUGAUUUCUAAACAACAUGGCGUCUGCAGCAGCUAGGAGACUCCCGCAGCAUUUGAAAGAAUUGCGGAUUCACUUGUGUCAGCGAUCUCCCGCAAGCCAAGGAGUUAGAGAAUGGGUGGAGACGAGCUAUGUGGAUCUUAAGAAAGCAAACCCCAAGUUUCCGAUCCUAAUCAGAGAAUGUAGUGGAGUACAACCCAAGAUCUAUGCAAGAUAUGAGUAUGGCCGAGAAACGAGUGCUUCACUGGAAAAUGUCACUAGUCAGCAGGUGGCGGACACCCUAGGUACAAUGGCGGACACACCCACAUCGCAGUAGCCUACCACCGGCUGAAGAUGAUGAAGAAUAUACAAAAGACAUUUAUAUCACAUUUAUUGUAAACUGCAUGCAA
Asterias rubens (European starfish) is the source of this 399-nucleotide messenger RNA. Its product is annotated as NADH dehydrogenase [ubiquinone] 1 alpha subcomplex subunit 2-like. The record is from RefSeq and is a predicted model, not a curated record. NCBI's taxonomy places the organism in Eukaryota, Metazoa, Echinodermata, Asteroidea, Forcipulatida, Asteriidae. The coding region runs from base 30 to 326 and encodes 98 amino acids. The transcript is spliced from 3 exons.